CGCUCAAUCUGGCAGCUACCGAUGUUGUGUUGUACACUCUCGAAUGACAAAAGGAAUUGAAAGUUGCUAUCGUUAUCCCGGUAAUAUUGAACAGUUAUGGUGAACAAAAACACAGGCCUGCAGCCCAAGAUGGAUGUCAUGUCUGAGGAUACCAUAGAAAGCCUAGAAAAUGAGUUAAGUUUAGUUGAUGGCCAGAUUGCAAGCCUUCAAGAGAGGAGGGCCCAACUCCUUCGGCAAAAAAAUAACCUGAUCCAAGCCCAAGAGAACUUUCGCCGGGCUCAGCUCCAAAAUUUCAAUUGGGAGAGUCAAGAUUUUGCUUGGUCUAAGAAGCUGACUUCGACCCUCCAAGAUAUUUUUGAUAUCAACUUUUACCGUCCACAUCAGUUAUCUUGUAUGAACGCUUUACUCUCCAAACAUGACGUGAUGCUAAUCAUGCCCACUGGAGGAGGAAAGAGUCUUUGUUUCCAACUACCAGCCUUAAUGGCCUCUGGUUUGACCUUGGUGGUAUCACCAUUGGUGGCUCUGAUGGAAGAUCAGGUCAUGGCACUUAAGAGAAAAAAGAUCAAUGCAGAAAUGCUUUGUGCUGACACACCUCGAGCGGAAGUGACACGAAUUCUCAAUUCAAUGAUUGAUCCGGCAUCCGAGAUGAAGUUGCUUUAUGUCACUCCAGAGAAAUUGGCCAAAAGCAAGCGGUUCAUGGCCAAACUUCAAAACGCCUACAAACGAGGACUGUUUUCUCAUUUGGCCAUUGAUGAAGUUCACUGCUGCUCGCAGUGGGGUCAUGACUUUCGGCCGGAUUAUAAGUUUUUGGGCGUAAUGAAGAGCCUUUUCCCGAAAGUGCCCAUUUUAGGGUUAACGGCUACAGCCACAUCCACGGUGACCGAAGAUACGCAAAAGAUUUUGAAUCUCAAAGACUGUCUAGUUUUCAAGGCUGCUUUUAAUAGAGCCAACCUUUUCUACGAAGUCAGAGCCAAACCAAGUAACACCGAGGAUUGCAUUCGCGAGUUAGUUCAAAUGUUGUCCGAAGAGUUUCGCAAUCAAUCGGGUAUCAUCUAUACGCUCACCAUAAAAGAUGUGGAGACCUUAGCCAAAGACCUCAAAACUCAAGGCAUUAAAGCAGCACCUUACCACGCCUCUUUGGAAGCCAAACAGAGGAGUCAAACUCAUAGAAAAUGGCUGAGUGCCGAGAUCCAAGUUGUUGUGGCCACCAUUGCAUUUGGAAUGGGCAUCGACAAGCCUAAUGUGCGAUUCGUGAUUCAUCACUCCAUUUCCAAAUCCAUGGAAAACUUCUACCAAGAAUCCGGUCGAGCAGGUCGAGAUGACCAACCGGCCAAAUGCAUCGCCUAUUACAAAUUCAGCGACAUCUUCCGGAUCAGUACUAUGGUUUUCACCGAACAGACAGGUUUGGAGAAACUUUACGGCAUUGUGGCCUAUUGUAACAAUCUGGAUCGGUGUCGACGAUCCAUCAUCGCGGACCAUUUUGGCGAAGUUUGGGAGAGAGCGGAUUGCAAUGGCAUGUGUGAUAUUUGCCAAAAUCAAGACAACCAGACUGACUUGGAGGACGUGGGUGUUUAUGUUGAAGCCGUGGUUCAGAUCCUAGAUCAAGCUGCGACCACUGACUCCAAAAUGACCGCACUGAAGUUGGUGAAUGCUCUCUUGGGACGAGGGGAAGGCAAGUUUAAAGUGCUCGGAUGGAAACCCAAGGAUUUGAGCACAGACAAGGCUGAGAGGAUCAUUUCAAAGAUGUUGUUAGAAGGCUACUUGAAAGAGGAUUUCGCUUUUACGCCCUACUCCACAAUCAGCUACAUCAUUUUGGGGAGGAGAACCAUUCAAGGCAGGAGUCAUCAAUGGAGGUUUCCAAAGGCUGCUUCACCGCUUCCGAAGGUCAAAAGACAAUCAACGAAGGCUGUGGCGGGUAAAUGCCCCUCCAAAAAGGCCAAAACGUCUAAAACUGUCGUUUGCUUGUCUUCAGAUGAAGAUAUUGAUUUAAAUUGACUCGACUCCGAA
Messenger RNA from Tigriopus californicus, 2007 nucleotides. RefSeq names its product ATP-dependent DNA helicase Q1-like. Gene Ontology annotation, biological process: double-strand break repair via homologous recombination. Gene Ontology annotation, molecular function: nucleic acid binding; ATP binding; 3'-5' DNA helicase activity. Gene Ontology annotation, cellular component: chromosome; cytoplasm. NCBI's taxonomy places the organism in Eukaryota, Metazoa, Arthropoda, Copepoda, Harpacticoida, Harpacticidae. The transcript has 4 exons. Bases 97 to 1995 code for a protein of 632 amino acids. The record is from RefSeq and is a predicted model, not a curated record.